AUGUUGCUCGAUGACCUGCCCCAGGAUGUCUUCGACAAGGUCUUGCGGUCGGGUCUCGAUGUCGUCGACGUCGUGCGGGUGAUGGCCGUCUCGCGUCAGAUGCGGAGGCAGGCCGGAUCCGAGCGCGUGUGGCGAGAAAUCGUGUGGGGACACUUCGGCAUCAGGGACGCGUCCGAGACGUGGAGCGACCUCGCGGACCGUGACCCGAUGGAUUGCGACGAUAUCGAGCGCGAGGCCGAGGAGCUCGAGCGCGCAGCCAGGUGGCGUAACCUUUACGCCCAUCUUCGGGAGAAAUUCGGCGCGGGCGAGGCGCACUGGGUGUCCGCCAGGGGUCUCUACACCGACGGCGGUUGCGACGAGAACGACGGCGACAACUUCGCCGGCAACCUCUUCAACCCCGACCGUCACGACAAGUUCUUCUGCAGCGCCACCAGCGGGAACAUCAACUGCGUCGGGGUGCUCACCAUGGAGGACGCGACCGACGCGCACGACUACGCCGAGAGGUUGCGGGUCCGCCGCAAGUACAUGAUAUGGCGAUGCAACCUCACCGCGAAGGUCCAGGACAGGUUGCACCAGCUCGCGCACGACCCGGACGUGCCGAACGUGGACUACCCGCGCAUCAGGCGGGAGUGCUACGACGACAUGGAAAACGACCCUUUCGACUUUAGCAACUGGCCGGACCAGGAGGUGUUCCACUUCUACGUCCACCACCUCGCGCUCGCGCUGCAGCAGCGGAACGAGAUGGGCAAACUCAUGUUUCACGACGAGGAGGCGAUAAUCUUCGACGACGACGCCGAGAGCUGGACCAAGCACCCGACGUUCGCGCGAUCGGCGUUCGAGAUGCGCGAGAUGGCGAUCGCGUGGCAGGGGGAAGAGGGUCCGCCCGAGGCUAGGGAGGAGCAACCCGACACGGAGAUGUGGGCGCGGUUGGAGGAUGCGAAGGAGCGGGGCUGGGGGCUGGGCGCCAACUCCGAGGGUGGCGGGUGGGUUCCCACGGAUGAUACGCCGCUGCGGCUGCUGAACAGCGGUCUCGCCAUGGAGGAAUUCGGGCUCGGGGGCGACGGUGAGUGCAUGCUACACCACACGAAGGAGUUGGACGCAAUCGUGAGGGAGCACGGGUACGGCAAGGAGUUGCAGGACUCGCACGAACUUCACGUCGUUUCGCAAACGCUCUCUCUGGUGCACCACGCGCUGGAACUCGGCAUGUACGACGUCCUAGACAUGCACAUCCACAAGGAACGUCCCAGCUCAAACACCCGCAGGGCGAAGAGGGACAUCGAUAAUUGUUUCUGGUACGGGCAACGCGAGAAGGCUGCGAGCGGCGUGGGGCACCCGAGGCGAGACGUGGUGCUAUCCAAGUUUGAGAUUUCACGCUCGGGGCAGUUCACGUGCCCGGUGGGUUGCGGAGCGCUGUUCGUGUCCCGCGGUCCGCCGGACGUGGACCAGGCGACGCGUGAAAAGUACGCCAACCACAUAUUCUACGAGUCGGAGGGCGCGAGGCGGUGGCGCAGGUACUUGGAGAGCCAGCCCGAGGGUUACAUGUUGGACAGGACGGGACCCGGCGGGUUGCAAGUCCGAGACGAGGGAUGGCCCGAGGAUGACGACGGACCUCUGAAACCGUUCCUGGGCACGGAUAUGUCCCUGUUCCCGGACGCCGCCGCCGUCGGAGACUGGAUACGAUGCGGUUGCGAGCGCGAGCGCGCGUCCACGGUGUUCGACGGCGUCGACUCCCUGCAAAAGGUGCACGAUCUCAUCCGCGAAGGCGUCCUCCCGCCCAUCGCCGCCAUUCACACCUCAGCGGCGGGCGUCGUCGUCGAGUUUGAAACCUCGCGGUCAUUCAGCCGCGGGGGGGGCGAGCCGGAGCCGAGGUUCCAGCCCGUGGCGUGGUUCAGGUUCAAGUCCAGGGCGGAGACGCUCCAGUCGCAGCGCAACGACCCAAACGCCGACGUCCUCGGCUUUGAGCUCGUUCGCAAGCGGUGCGCCCGGGUGGUCAACGUGAAGCUCAUCGCGUGCGAGGAUCUGAUGGCGGAGUGGGACGACCACCACGACGCGCCCAACAUCGACUGCAGGUCGUUCUCGUUCUACGGCGUGCCCGUGGAGCUGGGCGAGUUCCUGUCGCCCGGGGAGUGCGCGCGAGGUGCGCCGUACGAUACCUCGCAUCUCGCGACGGAGGUCUUCGACAUCCACGCAAACGCCGCUCAUCGUCAUUGCCGCCUCUCUUAUCGCGCCUCGGUAGGGUGA
Micromonas commoda is the source of this 2241-nucleotide messenger RNA. RefSeq lists its product with no specific name. The transcript has a single exon. Lineage: Eukaryota; Viridiplantae; Chlorophyta; Mamiellophyceae; Mamiellales; Mamiellaceae. The coding region runs from base 1 to 2241 and encodes 746 amino acids. The record is from RefSeq and is a predicted model, not a curated record. Gene Ontology annotation, molecular function: protein binding.